AUACUGGAGACACUUUUACGUGGAUCCUUCAGACUCGUUCUACUACCGCUGGCUGUUCGUCAUUUCCCUGGCCGUUCUCUACAACGGCGUCUUCAUCAUCGCCAGGUCGGUCUUCUGGGAACUUCAGGACCGGUACUACAUUCUGUGGCUGUGCCUGGACUACGUCAGUGACUUCAUCUACGCCUUGGAUAUCUUCAUACAGUUCAGGACAGGUUACCUGGAGCAAGGCCUUAUGGUGACAGACCCAGUCAAACUAAGGAAGAACUACAUGCGAACCAAAACCUUCUACAUUGAUAUGGCUAGCCUUCUACCAACAGACCUCUUUUACCUCCUCGUCGGAGGACUCGGCAUUCCCUACGUCAGGUUUAACCGUCUGCUGAGAAUCAAAAGAAUGCUUGAGUUCUUUGACAGGACCGAGACUCGAACCUCCUACACAAACAUGUGGCGCAUCCUUCAUCUGGUCCUCUAUAUCCUCAUCAUCAUUCACUGGAACGCUUGUAUAUAUUUCGCCAUCAGCGCUGCAAUAGGAUUUGGUUCUGAUGGCUGGGUGUACGCAAACUUGACCGGCCCGUAUAAAGAUUUGUCUAGGAAAUACAUUUAUAGUUUUUACUGGUCCACUUUGACGCUGACAACGAUUGGGGAAACGCCUCCUCCGGAGAAGGAUGAAGAAUUCCUCUUUGUGGUUGUCGACUUUCUGAUUGGUGUGCUAAUUUUUGCAACUAUUGUGGGUAAUGUUGGCAGCAUGAUUACGAAUAUGAAUGCGGCCAGGUCUGAGUUUAACCAGCGAAUGGACGGAGUUAAGCAAUAUAUGGAGUUUAGGAAAGUUAGCAAGGAAUUAGAGGAGAGAGUCAUAAAAUGGUUCGAUUAUUUAUGGACGAAUAAGCAAUCUUUAAAUGAAGAAGAAGUUCUUUCUGCACUUCCAGAUAAACUGAAGGCUGAGAUGGCCAUACAUGUACAUCUGGACACGCUGAAGCGAGUGGCUAUCUUCCAGGAUUGCGAGCCAGGGCUACUGGUUGAGCUGGUUCUAAAGCUGAGACUGCAGGUGUUUAGUCCUGGGGAUUACAUCUGCAGAAAGGGUGACAUUGGGCGAGAGAUGUAUAUUGUCAAGAGAGGGAAGCUUAGUGUGGUCGGCGAUGACGGGUCGACUGUUUACGCCACCCUGAGUGAGGGAAGCGUCUUUGGUGAGGUCAGCAUCUUGAACAUCGCUGGAAACAAGACCGGCAAUCGACGAACCGCCAACGUCCGCAGCCUGGGGUACUCCGAUCUCUUCUGCCUGUCCAAAGAAUCCUUGUGGGAUGCCCUCACAGAAUACCCUGAAGCCAAACGAAAACUGAUCGAAGCUGGAAGACAAAUUCUCAUGAAGGAUAAUUUACUAGACGAGGAGGCUAUGAGGAAAGCAGAAGAAAAACAAGAGACCGUGGAGCAGAGAGUGGACAGAAUUGAUUCUGCUUUGGAUAAUCUGCAGACACGUUUUGCUAGACUGUUAGCCGAAUUUCAUACAACACAGCAAAAAUUAAAACAGAGAAUGAGCAAGGUAGAAAAAGUGUUGACGCGAGAGGACGAUAUCUUAUCAAUAUACUCAAACAAUAAUCUACACAUUACUGGAACAACAUUAGAUUCCACAAAAAGUUAG
Molecule: messenger RNA, 1633 nt
Organism: Candidula unifasciata
Lineage: Eukaryota; Metazoa; Mollusca; Gastropoda; Stylommatophora; Geomitridae
Source: the annotation of a GenBank genome assembly